AGUGUGUGAUGAACUUUUGAACGUUCAAGUUCAGUUGUAUAAAAGCUCAAGGAGUUGAAGGAGUGAAGGCAAUUCUUUGAAGAGAAACCCUCAAUAAUUGUUGUUGGUUGUGACAAAAGAAAUUACUUGCAAUUUAUUAUAAUUUUCACGUAACCUCAAUUGCAAGCAUAAUAGCAACAUUUUGCACGGAAAUGCAAGAGGUGGUGGUGAGCAGCAAAUGUGGAGAGUUAAUUUACUCUGUGAAGUAAAUGAGAAAUUUAUGGUAAUUCACGCGGGUGAAUAGAACCAAAGCGAGGUUCUUUUUUUCUCACCCUCGCUCAUCGGUAAAAAGGGAACAAAGAAUUAAUUGGUGCUAUGUGUUCAUGAAAAAUCCUACUAAUAUACCCAACUAACAAAGUGAAAAAGUUUUUGAACCAACAAGAGCAAAAAAAAUUCUUUUAGGGCAUUAAAAGCAAAUGCACAGGUGAAGUGAUUAAUAAAAGUUUCCUUUUUUUUUAAAGUUAAUAUUAGGAAAGAGAAUUUUUUGUAAUUGAAAGAAUCAGAGUGGAAAGAUUCCUUCGUAUACAUACAUAUAUAUAAUGUGAUGUGAGUGAGGGAUAUGUUUAAUGAAAUAAUCCCGGGAAGAAAUGGUACAAAAAUUCUCUGUGGAUCAUCAUUGGAGUGUCUGCAAAUUGUAUGGCAAGUGUGCGAAUCUGAUUGUAAUGUAUAAAUCAGCUCUCAGGACGCACUAAACAGGAUUACUUUAUCACCAUGGAUAUCGACGUAGACAUUAAGCUUCUUACAACGGGAUAUUUGGAUAGCACGGUAACGUCAAAUUUUAAUGAUACCACCUGGCCAAAAAUCGUGGAGCAUCCGGAGGAUGUUGAGGAAGAGCCAGACGCUGUGACAUUGUUAUCAAUUUUACUUGUUGGUGUUUUUUUAUCGCUACUUAUUUUUUUGUCGGUUGCUGGCAACAUUUUAGUGUGUAUCGCCAUUUAUACAGAACGGAGCUUACGACGAAUCGGAAAUUUAUUUUUAGCCUCUUUAGCCAUAGCCGAUCUAUUUGUCGCAUCACUAGUUAUGACCUUUGCGGGGGUGAACGAUUUAUUAGGUUAUUGGGUUUUUGGUGCCCAAUUUUGUGACACUUGGGUUGCCUUCGAUGUGAUGUGCUCGACUGCCUCCAUUUUAAAUCUAUGUGCCAUUUCGCUGGAUCGAUACAUUCACAUAAAGGAUCCUCUCAGGUAUGGACGAUGGGUUACCCGACGAGUGGCUGUGGGUACAAUUGUGGCCAUUUGGCUACUUGCCGGGCUCGUGUCCUUUGUACCCAUCUCCUUCAAUCUGCAUCGACCCAACAUACCGGAUGAUGACAAUGGCAAGAAGUAUCCAACAUGUGCACUGGAUCUCACACCAACCUACGCUGUGGUCUCCAGUUGUAUCAGCUUCUAUGUACCUUGCAUCGUUAUGAUUGGAAUUUACUGCAGGCUAUAUUGCUAUGCUCAGAAGCAUGUCAAAUCAAUACGAGCCGUCACACGGCCCGGGGAAAUUGCAGAGAAGCGCUAUCGCAGCAUCCGGCGUCCAAAGGCGCAGAAGAAACUUAAGAUUCGACAGCUGCACACCUCAUCGCCGUACCACGUGUCGGACCACAAGGCUGCCAUAACAGUGGGUGUCAUCAUGGGUGUCUUCCUCAUCUGCUGGGUCCCCUUCUUCUGUGUCAACAUCGUUGCGGCAUUCUGCAAAACCUGCAUCGGCGGGCAAACCUUCAAAAUUCUCUCGUGGCUCGGCUACUCAAAUUCCGCCUUCAACCCCAUCAUUUACUCCAUCUUCAAUGCCGAGUUCCGUGAGGCCUUCAAGCGCAUCCUCACGGCACGCAAUACGUGGUGCUGUUGCUCAAAUGAAAUGGGCAACGUACAUCCCCGCAACAGUGAUCGCUACGUCACGGACUACGCUGCCAAGAAUGUGGUAAUGAAUUCCGGGAGGUCGUCUGCUGAGCUUGAGCAAGUGUCUGCAAUUUGACCAAGCACACGCCCACCAAAGCUCGAUGGUGGUUGUCUCUAACUUUCACAUGUCACACAUCUCUCUCUCAGCUAUAAAUCGUCCAGUGCGACCGUGCGUGAGUGAUUUUGAAAUUGAAAACAUGAAUGGCAAUGUGUGUGAAAACAUUCUCUCUGAAAAACCCCCUUCCAAAGAUAUUAGAACAUUAUGGCUAGUCAUGCCCAAAAAGAGCUUUCCUGCGGGACAAUCUCAGAAGAAAUGAGAAAAAAAAAUUUCCUAUCUCAAUAUUUUCUCUCUCUGUGUAAAUAAAGUGAUGUAAAAAAAAAUAUUAUGAUGGUACCGAGGGUGUACUGUGAGAGGAUAUAAAAUAUGUUGUACAUAGAGAGCUUUAGGCAACAAAAACAACAAGAAAAAAAAAACGUAUAAAUGUAUAAGGUUUUAAUAUGUGAAAGAGCACGGUAUAUAGUGAAAAUGGGUGAAAAAUUUCCAUCAAAAUUAAUCCAAGUCCGGAAGGAGAUAAUCUCUUCUUCAUCUCCCAGCAAUUUGAGAUGAAGGGAUACACACACCGGAAAUCCGCAGCAAUGAGGAGACCAAGUCCCUUGUGGCUCCCCCGUAUUUACCACCAUUUUACACAAACCAUUGCGGAAAUCCACACUGAGCCGCGAGGAUGAAUAUUUCAGUGGGAAAUGGCGAACAGCAAAAAGAAAAUGUGAGCCAAAAAAAAGAGUAUUAAACCCAAAUAUGUGUGAUAGCUUUAAGAACUUAUGAUAUUCACCGAGAUAAAAUCAUUCCUCCUUCAUCUGCCUACACGUCUAUUGAGGGUUAAAAUAAUACAUAUCCAUUCCAACCCCGUCACUACCCCAAAGAAACCAAAGAAAAGGAAUACAGCAUCACCGCCAAAGAAAAUCCACGGAAAAUGUUAUGUGUUUGUAGGGUGGAAGCUAUGGGAAAAAAUAUUCAUAUUGUUGGUAAUCGGUGUUCCUUGAGAAAGCUCCUCCGCAGAGUAUUUUAAUAUGACGCGAAAGCAUAGAGGCAAAAAAGGAAGCUGAAUAUGCUAAGAAGUCUUAAGAAAUUCUAAUUUCUUUUUCUCAAAUUUCCCACGAUUUUUCACUUUUCCCCUAUUUUCAUUGUGUUUCUGCAUCAGCAAAAAAUAAAUAACAUAAUAAGAUCCUCUUUCUCUCUCGCGUUAUGUCUACCACCAUGGAGAGAUGCCAAGAAGUAUGAAUGACAAAGAAAAGCACCUUCAAAGCAUAUUUAUUUGAAUGAAUGCCCCAAGGAUGGUCCAUGAACUUAAUUUAGAGUCUAAAAGAGAAUAUAAAAUUUGAUUUGCGUAGGGUGAAAAUCCACCGCAAAGAACUUCCAAAAAAAAAAAUUUCACGAUGCAAAACACCAGACAUAUCCUUUCUUAUCUUACUUACAAACAAAAUGAAGAGAAAAAAAUCUUUAAAAAAAAUAUGUAGAAAAAGCAAGAAUGUCAUAAGAAAGCACAUUCGAUUUUUUUUUAUAAUUGUGAUAAAAGACUGAAAAACAAUCUCUUGUAAAUAGUUGUUUAAGAUGAAAGAGUGUAUUAGAUAAAAAGAAAGAGUUUAUUAAUGUUUUUUCCUAAAAUUAGGUAGUAAAAAAUCCUUUUUAAAUCCAUCCUACAUAUAGAAAAAAAUCCACCCCUCCCCCUAAUCAUUUAGCAAAUUGUAUUUAUGUAUAAAAACCCCCAUAGAGGGUGAAAUAAGCCAUUUGGAAAUAAAUAUAUCCACUGCAUAUUAUCUGCUCGUCACACAAUUCACAUAAAACUCCAUCAACUUUUCCCGUGAAAAUAAACAUUAGUCCAACCGUUUGUUUAAUUCAAAGCGUAUAAACGAUAUACGUAUUUAUAUUUUCAUUUAAUUCUAUUUAACAAUGCAAUGGUUGGAAAUUAUAAUGCCAGCUUUUCGUUUACAAUAUCAAACCUUUUAUGAACUUUUCAUUAAAUUAAAAUUAAUUUAAAAUAACCAAAGCUUUUAAAAGACCUUGAUAAACAAUCAUAACAAAAGCUAAUUAUGUAUUAAAAUAAUGAAAGCGACUCAUAAAUAUUUUAUCUGUGAUUUUAUUAACUUAUUUUUUUCCAGAAAAAUUCAGAAAUUCUGCUUUUAGAAUGAAUUAAAACUUAAACCAAAAAUAAAAUCAAUAUUGGAAAUUUUUCUUUUUCAAAUAAAUGUGGCUGUGCGGCGAAAAAUUCAUUAAACCAACUACAAAAAAGCUCAGGAGUCAAUUUAAAUCCAUCAUCCCACCUCGUAAAGCUUAUUGUAUGUUCAGGGUAGUAUUUCUAUAAUUUCAUACAACGUGAUUUGAAAUUUUAACAUCUUUUCAGCUCCAGUUUUUAGGUCAAUCGAAUUUACAAAGAAACUGAGUGAGAAAUAAACAGAAAGAAUCUCAAUGUUUGACUUAAUCUUUGUUACUUUUAACACUUUCCCCAGACUUGUGGUUUAUUUGAGACUUCACUUUGAAACUUCUUACCACCUACAAGACUUUUAGCAAGUUCUGAGAUCAAAGGAGUUAGGCGUAAUUGACAAAACUCUAUCCAUUGGAAAAACGAUAAAGCAAAUCAUCCAAAGACAUCCAUAUUUCCUUAUCCCUUUAUAAUGAUUAAAUAAUGGAAACUAACACUACAAUAUGAGAAAAUCCCUGACAUGUUUCUAGUUGCAUUAAAUUGCACAGAAACAACUCUAUAUAUGCCUUUGUUGUCUUGUAAGUGUUUGCAAUUCAACACAAGACGUUACUGUGUGAUCUUCCAAUAAUGCAAAAUUUGAGAACAAUGCCAAAUUGUUCAUUGUUCGUGCACCUUGCUCAGCCAAACGAGGAUUGCUUUAUUGGGCAAAGAACGCUCAUAUUUCCCCCCAAUGUUAUAUAGUUACCCCCCUAGGCAAAAGGUCACUGCACAACAAACAGCCACCUCUUGAUACAUUCACCUAAGGACCAUCUUCACAGGAAAGCUUCUUGACUUCUCUCACUAUCUCACUCGGAGUUAUCGCAAAGCUUGGUGCAAAAAAAGGAAGAACAAUAUAAAGUCCUGGGGAAAUAAUAUAAUUUAUAUGACUUUCACGGUGGUGCACAAUGGCGUGAAAGUCAUUGAGAGAUGUAUUGCAAUUUAUCUAAUUUAUCUCAUGGGAAUAAUUUUCUUCUCCGUUAGGACCGUCUGUGAGACAUUCGUCAAGAAAACUUGGCCAACAAGUGGUUCAUUUUAAUCAAUCGAUUAUUUUGCCAUUGUCUCUCACACGCUCCACGUACAUAUAUUGCUAUUUCUAUCAGCAGAGCAUAUCUUUUGCUAUAUACCUUUUGUAUUUAUGUAUCUCCAGUAGCAUCACAACAAACACUUAAUUGAUAAAUAAUUGCUAUGGUGGAGAGAUCACACUUUAUCACCAUCAAUAUAUCACGAGAAAUUACUCUUAACCCACCCCCCAUCCCUCCAUUAUUCGCCGUCUAUUGUGGAUUAUUAAAUAGGGCUCAUAAUCGCAAUUUCCCACACGACAUACCAUCUAUAUAGCAUAAAUUCCAUACAAUACCUCAUUUGGGGGUGAUUGCGGAGGAAAGAUGAGGACUCUUGAUUGGGGAAAUUGCAGUUAUUGCAGCAAUAUUGAAAUUCUCAUGCCGCCACAAAACACAACAAUUUCUUGAGUAUAUAUUAUAUAUCUAAUUUCACGAGGGUUCUCAAACUUUGUACCCCUGACUGGGUGAAAGCGCACUUAUGUCGAUAAGUAUGAUGGGAGUUAUAAGCUUUGAAAUUGGCUUUUGUGAGAAUAUUUUGGAGUGGAAAGACAGAAAUGUUAAGAGCUUUGAAUUGAGGCAUCAAUUCAGAAGUACAAAAGCACGAAAAUUCAGUUAAGGAAUUAAUGCUUGCGGAUAAGACUUAUUGUUAGAUUUUCAACUACCAAAGCUUGCAAAGCUUUAUCAACUAUUUAGAGCUUGCGAUUUAUAAAUUUUUAAUGAUGAUUUACGAGCAAAUUUAAAUCAAUCAAAAUCUCGGUAAAUAUAGCUUUUUUAUUAUACAUAAAUCAAGAUUAUGAUUGAUUGUGCUUCUUCCUUCAUUUUAAAAUAUUUUUUCCUUGGAAACUCCUCGAAUAUAUAGCCAGAUUUAUAUAUAAAAUUGAAACAAAAUUAUUAUGACAUUAAUUUAACGUGUUAAUUUUAUUGAUAAAAAGUCAAUAAAAUUCUCAUUUAACUCCCUUAACUCUAUUUUGUAAAUAUAUGAUUAAAUAGGAAUUAAUGCAAAAUCAUGGAUAAUUAAUUUGACAAGGACAUUUACAAAAAAGCUCAAUAAAAAACAGAUAAAAAUGAAUAAAACCAACAAUUUCUAAAAAUUAAAUAUAAUUUUUGAAUUAUUCAGCAAUAAAAUUCCAACUAUAUAAUUUAAUAAGUUCUAUGAUUAACACAAUGUUUUACAAUCAUGUUAACAUUUUGCCAUCUUUCCGCCCCAGCAACUACAGUGAAACUUUUAGCUGGCGUUUUCCACAAAUUGCAUUUUUGCAGAUGUUUUCUGCACUCUUUUUUUUCGUCCACUCAUCGCAAUUUUAAUUAAAUUUUAAUACAAUCCACAGUUCUUUUGCAGUGCGAGAAUUAAUUUAGGAGUGCUAAGGCGAACACAUGACCUCAAACGCGUAAAGAUGUGGACAGAGAAGAGCUUUAAUAAGCUUUUUUUUGCAAGCUUUUCUGUAGCACCAAAUUGAGAAGGAAUUAAGUAUAAAAUUAAUGGGUCAGGGGUUUCAAAAUAGAAGCUAACCAGCGUCCUUUAAUUGCCACUAUAGCUCUGUGGUGGCAUUGAAUCAUUCCCACAUAAAGGAAGAAAUAGUGUUGAAAUAAUAUUUGACGAGAAUACGUCCCCCAACUGUGGGUGAAAAUUGAACUUUCAUACACAUUUUCUCUCAAUGAAUUGAAAAUUAAAUUAACAUUCAUAUUCAAUAGCAUUUUACCCUUGGGUGUGAACUCAUAUUGCAAAACUGAAAAUUGAUUCUGUCAUUUUUCCAGGCUAUAGAACUUUCCCAACUUUGUUCUAUAAAUGGAUUUAAAAUUAAUAUUGAAUGAUUCUCCAUGAUAAGAAGAGUGUGAUUUUGAGUAUGGCAGUUUGUGCUGCAAUUUGUUCACAAAUUUUUCCCACUCACUUUCUGUUUAUUUGCCUGAUUUUAUUAAAUUUGGAGAAUGCAAAAAAAAACCAAUUUGUAAAAUAAAAAAUUUAAUAUUAUUGAAUUAACUUCAAUGGACCAUUUUGCGCGAAUAGCUUUGUACGGCACAGCUAUUUGUAUGAGCAUCAUGUUUGUGUAUGUUUAAUGAGAGUAAAUGUUUAUGAAAUGUAAUUAUAAUUGAUUUGGUGAACAUAUAGAGAGGCCCCAUACAGAGUUGGGUAUUUAUUAAUCAAUAAAUUGGUAUGCAAUUACCCCGGCAAUACUUGCUCAUUUUGCAUUGACAAUUUAAUUGAUUGGGCGAGAAAUACUCAAGCUUUUGCUAAAAUAACCAAAGGUCAAAUAAAAUAAAAUAAUUAAUGAAUUUCUAUGAAAAUUUUGAUUGGAAAUUUUAGGGUAAACAAUAGCCAUUGGAAAUUGGUUGAAAUUCAAAGAAACGUUAAAGAGAAUGAAUUUUGAGGCAUUUAUUUAUUUAUGAAAAAAAGCUUCGAAACUUUAACAAUGAGAACGAGCUUCUCUGUCUAAUUUAGAGCAAAAAGCUAAUAAAUCCUUAUUUGGUAAACGUAACCCAUAAACGUUUACUUAACCACAAAAUGAUUCAUAUCCACAAAAAGCAAAGCAUUAAAGCAAUAAGAAGUAAACAUUUUUCUUGUAUUAAGUACCAUAUAAACCAGAAACUGCUGCCAAAUUCUUAUAAUAUUUAUUAUCGCAAUAAUUCAUAAAUUUAAUUCUUUAUAAACACACGUUAGGUCGUGAACUAAAAUUGUUCUGCCGUAAUAUUAAAUUUCUGUGAAAGAAUUUCUGUAAAUCAAAUAGAAGCGAGUGUCGACGACGAUCCCAGAAACCCCAGAUAUUAAUAACGAAGACUUGGUCAUGAUAAUAUAAAGUGACAAAAUGAAAAAUUGUCCCUAAUUCCCACCAUUUCGUUAUGGCAGGAAAAAUGCACGAGAUAGCCGGAAGGAAAAAACGUGAAUUUCCCUGUUCAUUGUGUGGAAAAUUUGUAAUUUUACAUCUUUCGGCAUGAGAAUUGUCGCAUUGGGGUGGUGCUAAGAGGCGACGUUUGCAAGAGACACACCAGACACUCAAGAACAUACAUAGUGAAGAAAUCUUGC
Lutzomyia longipalpis is the source of this 8230-nucleotide messenger RNA. It is a transcript of the gene Dop1R1, whose product is annotated as dopamine receptor 1. Lineage: Eukaryota; Metazoa; Arthropoda; Insecta; Diptera; Psychodidae. Bases 751 to 1992 code for a protein of 413 amino acids. The transcript has 6 exons. Gene Ontology annotation, biological process: adenylate cyclase-activating adrenergic receptor signaling pathway. Gene Ontology annotation, cellular component: membrane. The record is from RefSeq and is a predicted model, not a curated record. Gene Ontology annotation, molecular function: G protein-coupled receptor activity.